AUGUCAUUUAACAUACCCACAAUUCAUACAAAUAACUCCAAAAACGAUAAUAAUGAUGAAAAUAAUAAUAAUAAUCAACACACAGAAAAUCCAUACAUUUCAAUAAAUAAUAAAAUCACCCCAGAAAAUAGUAUCUCAUCAAAUCUUAAUCAAAUCGAGAAAGCUGUUAAAGUUGCCAAUUCUCAAAACCUUGAUUUAGCAUUGAUUGGUAAUUGCUCAUUUGGUGCUCUUAUUGAUAAGAAAUCAUGCAUCAAAUGGUGUUGCAUUCCAAGAUUUGAUGCAGAUCCAAUAUUUUGCUCAUUAGUUAGAAAAUCAAAUGAUUCAGGUUUUUAUGAUGUUGUGGUUGAAAACUUUGCAUUCAGUGAGCAGGUAUAUAUAAAAAACACAGCGGUUUUAUCAACAAAACUGUACAACACUAAUGGAGGUGGUGUUGAAGUAAUUGAUUUUGCACCAAGAUUCAAUAUGUUCUCUCGUCCAUACAGACCAUCAAUGAUUAUUAGAGUCAUUAAGCCAUUGGGCCAUUGUAGAAUUAAGAUUAGACUAAGACCAACAUUCGGUUAUGGAUGGGGUGCACCAGAAAAAACCAGAGGUACAAACCAUAUAAGAUAUAUAUUACCAUCAAUGGUAAUGAGACUUACAACCAAUGCUCCAAUUUCAUAUAUUGUUGAUGAAGUUUUAUUUGAAGCUGAUGAAACAUUAUACUUUGUAUUUAUGGCUGAUGAAAGUUUAAGAGAAUCCCUUCAUGAUGUUACCAAUACUUAUUUGGAUAAAACAAUUGAAUAUUGGCAAGAAUAUACUAAAUCAUUAGCUAUUCCACUUGAAUGGCAAUCACAAGUUUUAAGAGCAUGUAUUACUGUAAAACUUUGCCAAUUUGAAGAAUCUGGUGCCAUUAUUGCAUCAUUAACAACAUCAAUCCCAGAAGAACCAACUAAAGAAGGUUAUGAUCUUAGAUUUUGUUGGAUUAGAGAUACUUCUUAUAUUGUACAUACAUUCAACAAACUUGGUAAUACAAAGAUGAUGGAAGAUUUCCUUACUUACAUUUCAAACAUUGUCUCAGGUUCAUUGGAAAGAGGUGGAUUCCUUCAACCAGUUUAUGGUAUUUCAUUAGAAACAAAACUCUAUGAAAAGUCAAUGUAUAGACUUGCAGGUUACAGAGGUCUUGGUCCUGUUAAAAUUGGUACAAGAGAUUAUAAAACAAUUCAAAAUGAUGUUUAUGGUCAAUUAAUUUUAGCAUCUAUUCAAAUGUUUUUUGAUCAAAGAUUAAAUAAACCAGGUGAUAUUCAUUUAUUCCAUAAAUUAGAAGGUUUAGGUAUGCAAGCAUAUACAAAUUAUAAUAAACCAGAUUGUGGUCCAUUAGGUAAAGGUUCAAUUGAAGAUGGUAAAAUUUAUACAUUUUCAUCAUUUAUGUGUUGGACAGGUUGUGAUAGAUUAGCAAAGAUUGCAAAGAGUUUAAAGAUUCCAUUACGUGCACAUUUCUGGCAAGAAUCUGCAAAUAAAAUCAAGGAAGAAAUGAUGGAACGUUGCUUCAACAAGGAAAAGAAUUCAUUUGUAUCAACUUGGGAUGGAGAUGAUGUUGAUCCUUACCUUUUAUUGAUUGCAGAAUCUGGAUUCACUAAAAUUGAUGAUCCAAAAUUCAUUGGAACCGUUGAAUAUUUAGAGAAAAAACUUAGAAGAGGCAAAUACAUUAUUCAAUCACCAGACAGUGUUAGUGCAUCAACUACAUUCACUCUCUACUAUAUUUCUUGUAUUGCUAAAAUGGGUAGAAAAGAAGAAGCAAGAGAACUUUUUGAAAAUAUCCUUAAUGAUUGCACUCCAUUGGGUUUAAUUAGUCAAGAUGUUAACCUUGAAACCAAAGAAAUUUGGGGUAACUUUCCAAAAACAACUUCAAUGGUUGGUAUAAUUAAUGCUGCUAUUUGUUUAAGUAAACCAUGGGAAUCUGAAAUUUAA
Dictyostelium discoideum AX4 is the source of this 1947-nucleotide messenger RNA. RefSeq lists its product as hypothetical. Gene Ontology annotation, molecular function: trehalase activity. The record is from RefSeq and is a predicted model, not a curated record. The transcript has 5 exons. Gene Ontology annotation, biological process: carbohydrate metabolic process. Bases 1 to 1947 code for a protein of 648 amino acids. Lineage: Eukaryota; Evosea; Eumycetozoa; Dictyosteliales; Dictyosteliaceae.